Messenger RNA from Meyerozyma guilliermondii ATCC 6260, 1575 nucleotides. It is a transcript of the gene SAC7, whose product is annotated as Sac7p. Gene Ontology annotation, molecular function: GTPase activator activity. The record is from RefSeq and is a predicted model, not a curated record. Gene Ontology annotation, cellular component: cell cortex. Gene Ontology annotation, biological process: activation of GTPase activity; regulation of fungal-type cell wall organization; signal transduction. Lineage: Eukaryota; Fungi; Ascomycota; Pichiomycetes; Serinales; Debaryomycetaceae. Bases 1 to 1575 code for a protein of 524 amino acids. The transcript has a single exon.
AUGUCGCACGCUCUGUCUCCCACAAACCGCAACUCCAUAUUUGGAUGGGUAAAGAACCUCAAGCGUGGCAGUCUCAUGUCUUCGGACUCUGUGAACGACGUCCAAGAUCCCCUUUCUGACCCCGAUGACCCUUCCCAACAACAAGAAUUUUUGCGCCCGCUCCUCCAGCACAAGUCUCGGUCCACCAAUAACGUCAAUCGAGCCCGAUCCAACUCGAAUAACCAGUCCGAACGCAGCUCCAAUUUGCGCCAGCAUCGUGAUUCUUUCCUCCAACACAAUCCCCUUGUAGAUGAGAACAGCCAGUACUUUGGCAUAUCGCUUGAUCGAGCGAUAGACCUCGCAUCGGCCAAGAUCUCCAUCUUUGGCACCACAUCUUCUGACCAGAUGCUUCAGUACGGCCGGAUUCCCGUGGUGGUGGCCAAGUGCGGGGUGUAUUUAAAGACUAAUGGCCUCAAGGUAGAGGGUAUUUUCCGCGUUGGAGGCUCAUCUCGUCGACUCAAAGAACUACAAUUGGUGUUCAACACCCCUCCUGAAUUUGGCAAGAAACUCUCAUGGGACGGGUUCACCGUUCAUGAUGCUGCAUCUAUCCUUCGUCGCUAUUUGAAUGCACUUCCAGAGCCGCUCAUACCGUUGGAUCUCUACGAAAAGUUUCGUGAUCCGUUACGAAAUCGGCCCCGGAUUGUCAAUUACAUGAAGUAUAAGGCUGAAAACCCAUACAAAAGUAUCAAGGAUAUUUCGACUUCCGUUGCAACCUCGGGAGUAGCAUCAUCAGAGCUGUUGGAUAAAUCUGAGCCGUUGACGGAGACGAACAUGGGUCGCUUCAAUCAACAACGUGAACCUAUAUAUACAUCAGACCCACGAUCACAAGAUUUCCCUGCCACAAAUGAUCAAACCAAAGAUUGUACAAAUGCAUCAUCAUCUGCACCUGACUGUGAUACUGAUAGCAAAGAACGAAGACACCGCAACUAUAAGAAACUCACGCGAGACGUUCAUGAUGCCAUCAAAGAUUAUAAGGAAAUGGUUGAUAUACUUCCUGACCUAUCAAAACAACUUCUUUUCUACAUUCUCGACUUAUUGGCAAUGGUGCAAAAUCACAGCGAUGUUAACUUGAUGUCUUCUCGUAAUCUUGCUGCGAUUUUCCAACCAUCGAUUCUUUCUCAUCCAAGCCAUGACAUGGAUCCCAUUGAAUAUGCACUUUCACAACUAGUGGUCGAAUUCUUGAUACAAUAUGCCUAUAAGUUGCUACCCUCACAUAACCCUGAUGGCCUGCGCCGGUCAUCCAAAGCUUUGCUGACUAUGGAUGCUGGCGAAGUUGGAUCACCAUUAAAACCUGCGUUCAAAAGGCAUCACAGCAAAUCACUUUCGUCAACCAAUAAUCAGGACGACUUUGUUGGAUACCAGAAUAACGUCAACUCAAAAGCACUUCCAAUAGUGGAUUCGGACCAUGAGUAUGACAUAUCUGACGACGAAGAAGAGACCCACACGCCAGGCACUGUUUCGGCAGCUGUGGCCAUUCCCGUGCCAUCUGCACCUGUGGCAAUACUGGUAUCACCACCAGGUGUGACCCCUCAUUAA